AUGAUGGGAGGUACUAUUGAAAAAUUAAAAACUAGUCAAGUAGUUGUGCCAAAAAUAAAUUUUUUAAGACUUCAUUACAUUUAUAUUCUUUCAGCAAUUCUUAUUAGUACAUUUUUAAUUUAUAUACCAAAAAACAUUAAGUUCGUUGAUGCACUUUUCCUUGGAUGUAGUGCAGCGACACAGGCAGGACUUGCUACUUUAGACAUUGAUACAUUGUCAACAUAUCAGCAAGUUAUUUUAUAUGUUGUUUCUAUUUUAACAACAUCUAUUUUUAUUCAUUCUCUUACGGCAGUUGUUCGUUUUUUCUUGAUAAGGAGUAAAUUUGAUAAUAUUGUUCAACAAGCACGUUCACAAUCUUUAAGAAGAAAUCAGAAUUUAUCUCAUCCUUUUUUAUCAUAUAGCGAAAUUGAAGAAAGAGGAGUUGGAGAUCGGGCAAUUCAUGUUUUAUUAAGAUGGGAAAGUGCAAAUGAAAAUGAGUUUCAUCCCACUCCUUUACGUAGGACGAGCAUAUCUUUUGGAAAUGCUAAUUCUCAACCCAAAUUACAAGACCAUGAGAGGAAAAAUGAAGUUCAUAGGUAUUUAGAAGGAAGUUCUUGUUUAAAUAAUACUUCAAACAGUAAUAAUUCGAUACAUAAAGAGGAUAAUACUGAUAUAAAACUUCAAAAAAGUGAAAGUAUUAUUCCUCGCGAAGAAAGACAGGUUUCUUCGGAUAUUCGGUUUGGUGAUCUUCCAGUUCCCGUUAGACAGUCAAUUGAUGUAACAAAGGAUAAUGAAUUGCAUAUUGUUCAGGAACCCUUCGAACAAGAAAAUGAAUUUAAUAAUAAAUUGCGAAAAUCUAAAAGUGUUGAACCUCAGUCAGUUUCAGCCACUAAUGAGCCAUUAACUCCUAUUACAAGACUUCCAACAUAUGAUAAUAAUUAUUAUUUACGUAUGAGGAAAUCUACUACUGCUGAUAGAAGUAUUUCUAAAGUUAGCACUUUUGAUCGUUAUAUUUCAAAUACUUUUUGGAAAAAGAGAGAUUCUAGUCCAUUGUCUCAAAGAACUAGUAAAUCAUUUCCUUAUUUAUCAUAUCAGCCUACAAUAGGACGGAAUUCUGCAUUUGUUACUCUAACAAAGGAACAGCGUGAUGAGUUAGGUGGUAUUGAAUAUAGAGCCUUAAAAUUAUUGUGUUGGAUACUUGUUUGUUAUUAUCUUAUAUUUCAUUCUUUUGCGGCAAUUCUUUUUUUAAUUUUUUCUAUUUAUGCAAAAUCAUAUCAUAAGGCUAUUAAUGAAGCAUCUGAAUCUUCAGUUUGGUGGGCAUUUUUUACUUCAGCAUCUCUUUUUAAUAAUUUUGGAAUGGCAUUAAAUCCAACAUCUUUAAUUGAAUAUAGGCAAUCUAAAUUUAUUUUGAUUUUUGGUUCAUUUUUAAUUGUAGCCGGGAACACUGCGUUUCCCAUUCUUUUAAGAUUUUUCAUUUGGUUAAUUACUUUUAUUCUCCCAAAAGAUUCUUUGCAUAAAGAGAGUUUACACUUUCUUCUUGAUCAUCCUAGACGAUGCUUUAUUCUUCUUUUUCCGUCUAAGGUUACAAUGUGGCUCUUUGCUUUGUUAGUAAUGCUUAGCAUUACAGAUGCUAUCCUUUUUAUGGUUCUCGAUUUCAAUAAUCCAUCAUUGGCAGAGAUCGGACCUAUAUAUCUUAAGAUUUUAAAUUCUUUAUUUCAGUCAUUUUCUACUCGCACUGCAGGAUUUACUGUUGUUAAUCUUUUAACUUUGCAUACUGCUGUUCUUGUUAGUUAUAUGUUUAUGAUGUAUAUUUCUGUUUUUCCUGUUGCGGUUAGUAUAAGAAAAACCAAUGUUUAUGAGGAAAGAUCUUUAGGAAUAUAUACUAUUGAUGAUGAUUCUGCUCAAAAUUCUUCGUUUGUUGGAACUCAUAUAAAACAUCAACUUUCUUUUGAUCUUUGGUAUAUAUUUCUAGGACUUUUUAUUAUAUGCAUUGUAGAAAAUACAAAUAUUAAGGACGAAUCUCUUCCUAAUUUUUCUGUUUUUUCCAUAUUAUUUGAAAUAAUUUCUGCUUAUUGCACAGUUGGUCUUAGCUUGGGACAUUCUGAUAUUGAUUCUUCAUUUUCAUCGAAAUUAUCUACUAUUAGUAAACUUGUUAUUAUUUCUCUUCAGAUUCGUGGUAGACAUAGAGGCCUUCCAUAUGCUUUAGAUCGUGCAGUUUUACUGCCCACAGAAAAAAUGGAAAGGGUUGAAGAAGAAGAUUAUCGGAGAAAAACAAGAGGCCCAAUAAUUAAUAAUGAAAAUCUAUAG
Molecule: messenger RNA, 2286 nt
Organism: Pneumocystis murina B123
Lineage: Eukaryota; Fungi; Ascomycota; Pneumocystomycetes; Pneumocystales; Pneumocystaceae
Exons: 27
Coding region: 1-2286 (761 amino acids)
Biological process (GO): potassium ion import across plasma membrane; intracellular potassium ion homeostasis
Cellular component (GO): plasma membrane
Molecular function (GO): high-affinity potassium ion transmembrane transporter activity
Source: RefSeq, a predicted model, not a curated record